AUGAACUCUCCAUCCUCGUUCAAACUGCUGGCAAUAAGAAGUCUGCUGAAAGAUGAAGCAAUUGCUAUAUCUGCUCUGAAGGCCCUGCCCAUGGAACUCUUCCCACCCCUAUUCCAAGGGGCCUUCGAUGGCAAACAAACAAACAUCCUGAGGGCCAUGGUGGCAUCCUGGCCAUUCAGAUGCCUUCCUGUGGGAGCCCUGAUGAAGACCCCUGACCUUGAGAUCUUGAAGGCUAUGUUGCGUGGCCUUGAUUUGCUGAUUAAGGAGAAGGAUGGACUGAGGAGUUGCAAACUAGAAGUACUUGAUCUUCGAGAUACCCAGCAUAACUUCUGGAAGGUUUGGGCUGGAAAAGAGGAUGUUGUCUGCUCUGCAGAUGUUGUUAGUGAGAGUCAACCAGCAGUGUGUAAUCCCAUUCCACGAGGAAAACAGGUUGUGACUGUGAUGAUGGACCUUUCCCUGAAUUCCAGGGAUCUCUGUAAAUCCCUAAAAUAUUUCCACUGGUGGGCUAAGCAGAGGAAAGAUGCACUGCAGGUGAUCUGUGAAAAGCUGGAGUUUGGGGCCCUCCCUGUCUAUAAGCCCCUCAAGCUGCUGGAGGUAUUUGAGCCAAGUUCUAUACAGGAGUUGGAAUUGAAUGCACACUGGGACCUGAGAACCCUUGCGAUGUUUGCUCCUGGCCUGGGUCAGAUGAGAAACCUUCAGAAACUCUUUGUCAAUAAAAUCUUCACACCUUUGGAUUGGUUUAGGAAACAAGAGAUGAAAGAAUGGAGUUUUAGAGAGAUCAUUUCGCAGUUCUCCCAACUCAACAAGCUCCAGCAUCUCUAUUUGAAUGGUGUCUUCUUUCUGAAUGAUAGACUGGACCAAGUGCUCAGGUACUUGGAGAGUCCCUUAGAGAAUCUUGCAAUCACUCGGUGCAUGCUAUCUGAAUCAGACAUGAGGUAUCUGUCACAGUGUCCAAGCGUCUGUCAACUCACAUAUCUGGACCUGAGUGGUGUCACUUUUUUAAAUUAUUCUCAUCCACUCCUAGGAAGACUGUUAGAGAGACUGACAGCUACACUGCAGACAUUAAAAUUGAAGGACUGUAAGCUCAUGAACUUCCAAAUUGAUGACCUCCUCCCAGCACUGAGUCAGUGUUCCCAGUUGGUUGAGGUGAAUUUUGUGAAGAACUUCCUGUCUGUGUCCAGUCUUCAGAAGCUCCUGCAGCACACUGCUAACCUUAAAAACCUGGCCCUAGAGAUGUACCCUGCCCCUACUGAAGUCUAUAAUGCCAUUGGUGAUGUCAUUCCAGGCAGAUUUGUCCAGCACUGUUCUGAACUCUUGGAAACUCUCAGAGGUAUAAGAGAGCCGAAAGAAAUCUAUAUUGUGAGUAAGAGAUGUCGACACUGCCAGACAUUCUGUGUCUAUGACCUGGAGGCCUUGCUCUGUACAUGUUGGGAAUAA
Mesocricetus auratus (golden hamster) is the source of this 1437-nucleotide messenger RNA. RefSeq names its product PRAME family member 12-like. Gene Ontology annotation, cellular component: cytoplasm. Gene Ontology annotation, biological process: positive regulation of cell population proliferation; negative regulation of DNA-templated transcription; negative regulation of cell differentiation. The record is from RefSeq and is a predicted model, not a curated record. Lineage: Eukaryota; Metazoa; Chordata; Mammalia; Rodentia; Cricetidae. Bases 1 to 1437 code for a protein of 478 amino acids. The transcript is spliced from 3 exons.